GAAAAUACAACAUUACCAGCAUCAACACUUGUUGCCAUUACAUUUACAGCAUGCUUUGUUUCAAUGUUUGCCAUGGCUGAUCAAACAGCAAUACCCAUAAUACUACCAUUCAUAGUUGAAGAUUUAGAUGCACAUAACACUAUUCAAUGGGCAGGAACAGGAGCAUUGAUUUCCAGUACAAUAUUCAACAUUAUUAUAGGAAGAUUUGCUGACUUCUUUGGUAGGAGAUUGAUGAUGAUAAUUAGUUUAUUCAUUAUUGGUAUAUUUGAGGUAAUGUGUGUAUUUGCUUGGAACUCAACAGCAUUUUAUAUUUUCCGGGCAUUAACAGGUUUAGGAAAUGGUGGCACAAUUUCAUUGGCUAUUGUAAUAGUAUCAGAUAACGUGGCACAUGAGCAGAAAGCCACAUUCCAAGGCCUUUUGGGUUUAUCAAUAGGUAUUGGAAGCUGUUUUGGUCCCUUUUUAUCCUCAGCAUUUGUUUCAAAUAUUCGUCAUGUUCAUAGUGGCUGGAAACAAUAUUUCUUUCUAAUGGGUUGUGUUUUCAUCCUAUCAGGAUUUCUGAGUAUUCUCACAUUGUCCCAGACAAAAGAGCACAAGCAAGUUCAGCCAAAAAAAAUACUAAAAUCAAUUGACUUUCCAGGUUUAAUCUUUAGCACAGCCGUUGUGAUUUUAAUUCUAUUACCAUUGAAUAUGGGUGGGUUAAACUGGAAUUGGAAAGGGUUGAAAGUUAUUUUGUGCUGUGUCUUUGCAUUUUUAUCAUUUGUGGUAUUAAUUUUGGUUGAGUAUGGUAAUAAAAGUUCAGCAUUGAUACCAAUGAGUUCAUUUACAAAUUUCAAAGUCUGCAACUUUAUUCUUCAAACUUUUCUCAUCAGCAUAGUUUAUUCUUCAAUGAUCUAUCAUUUGCCAAUUUAUUUCACCAGUGUCCAUGAAAUAGACACUUCACAUAUUCCAAUUAUCCUAUUAGCUAUGUUAAUUCCAUUAGCAUUAGGAUCAGCAGUGUCAGGGCCAAUAAUUUCCUCCUUGAAUCGCUUCAAAUAUGUUAUAGUUUUAGGGUACACACUUGUUCUCAUGAGUCUAGUAAUGCUUUGCUCAACACCAAAGACACCAUUGAAAAUCAAACUUCCAUUUAGCAUCAUAACAUUAAUAUUCAUGGGCACUGGAUUUGGAUUUAUCUUUACUCCAUUAACCACGGGAAUUCAAAGUCAAGUUUCAAAAAAAGACGUAUCAGUUGUGUUAUCAACAAAGGCUGUUAUGAAGAAUUUUGGUAAUUCAUUGGGUAUUGCAAUGUCCUAUGUCAUCUUUUCAAAUAGUUUGAUUACUAAAUUGGAAAAAUUGGAAUUGAAUGAAAAUUCUAAAAAUUUUGUUAUGAAAAGUCUUGGGAAAAAAAUGAAUCUUUCAUUUUUAUUUCAUGGAGAAUCAUUGAUUGAAUUGGAAAAGAUAUAUGCAAGUUCUUUGAAAAACGUUUUCAUUGUAUGGAUUCCAGUUACAAUUAUCUGUUUGGUUUUAUCUUUAUUUCUUGAAAACAAAGGAGUUGAAAACAUUGCAGAUGAAUAG
Hansenula anomala is the source of this 1551-nucleotide messenger RNA. RefSeq lists its product as uncharacterized. The record is from RefSeq and is a predicted model, not a curated record. Gene Ontology annotation, molecular function: transmembrane transporter activity. The annotation marks the transcript as partial. Gene Ontology annotation, biological process: transmembrane transport. Gene Ontology annotation, cellular component: membrane. NCBI's taxonomy places the organism in Eukaryota, Fungi, Ascomycota, Saccharomycetes, Phaffomycetales, Wickerhamomycetaceae. The transcript has a single exon.